Molecule: messenger RNA, 539 nt
Organism: Phyllopteryx taeniolatus (common seadragon)
Lineage: Eukaryota; Metazoa; Chordata; Actinopteri; Syngnathiformes; Syngnathidae
Product: histone H2A-like
Exons: 1
Coding region: 51-437 (128 amino acids)
Cellular component (GO): nucleosome
Molecular function (GO): protein heterodimerization activity; structural constituent of chromatin; DNA binding
Source: RefSeq, a predicted model, not a curated record
UUGGAUGUUGUGGUUUCAGUGUUGAUAUACAACUAAGAAGUGCAAUAGCCAUGUCAGGAAGGGGUAAGACCGGUGGCAAAGCCAGAGCAAAGUCCAAGACUCGGUCUUCCCGUGCCGGACUACAGUUCCCAGUCGGUCGCGUCCACAGACUCUUGCGGAAGGGCAAUUAUAGUGAGCGAGUCGGCGCCGGCGCCCCCGUCUAUUUGGCGGCCGUGCUCGAGUACCUGACCGCUGAGAUCCUGGAGUUGGCCGGGAACGCAGCCCGCGACAACAAGAAGACCAGGAUCAUCCCCCGUCACCUGCAGCUGGCCGUCCGCAACGACGAGGAGCUCAACAAACUCCUGGGCGGAGUGACCAUCGCUCAGGGCGGCGUGUUGCCCAACAUCCAGGCCGUGCUCCUGCCCAAGAAGACCGAGAAGGCAGCCAAGUCCAAGUAAAAGUCCACUCCGACGGCCCACUAACCCCGAAAAGGCUCUUUUAAGGGCCACACCCUCAUUUCAUAAAGAGUUUCCGCUUCGGAACAAACUCAUCAAUGGCAU